AUGGCGAAAAAAACCUUUGAUGAAGUUGAGCUAAAAAGCAACCCCAAUUUACCUCCUUGGAUCUUAACUCCAAAAGAAGAACAGUUGAUUUUUGAGAGAUGGAGAAAAAAAGCAUUUGCUAGAUGUGACGACCUUAUCAAAGCUUACAUCGAGUGCAGCAAUAGCUAUCAACAUCCCAUAGAGGCUUAUAGGAAAUGUGAGGAAGCAAACAAAAGAUCGACCGGCUGUGUUACUAAUUAUCAAAGAGUCGAAUAUCUUGAUGAUGAACGGGACAUAUUGAUUAAGGAAAAGUUGGAGAAGAAAAAGAACUUUCAAAAGUAG
Molecule: messenger RNA, 321 nt
Organism: Priceomyces carsonii
Lineage: Eukaryota; Fungi; Ascomycota; Pichiomycetes; Serinales; Debaryomycetaceae
Exons: 1
Coding region: 1-321 (106 amino acids)
Source: RefSeq, a predicted model, not a curated record